CUACAGAGGUUCCUGUGGCUUCCUUGGAUUUACCGUGACGCGCAGUCUUGUUUAAUGUCUGAGAGCCCUCUGAGACCGUGAACUACCGAGGUGUCCGCUCAAAGCGAAAAGCUGUCCGAAAAGAGCCGUCGGUUGAGAGAAGAGGCGCAAUGGAUGAAGAGGAGCAGUUUGUGAACAUCGAUCUGAACGACGACAAUAUCUGCAGCGUCUGCAAAUUAGAGACUGAAACGGGGACCCUGUCCUUCUGCCACGUCUGCUUUGAACUCAGCAUCGAAGGCGUCACCUCGGCCUCCUUGCUGCACUCGAAGUCGCUGCGUGGCCACAGAGACUGCUUUGAGAAAUGCCACCUCAUUGCCAAUCAGAAGCUGUCCCACUCCAAGGUCUCCAGAAGUGCCUAUGAGGGCAUGAAGCUGGCCCUCAGCCAGAAGCUGAACCGCAUCAUCCAGUUCGCCCAGAACAAAGACUCGCUCUCCUCCAGCGGCUGCGCCAGACGGGGGGCAAAGCUCCUCUGUUACAGCCAGCAGGGCGAGCGCAAGCUGCUGCCCCAGUCUGACGCCCAGGUGCCCCGCUACGCCCCCUGCUGGGACAGGGCCAGGGCGACGGGGCUGCCUGCGUACGCUGCGGGGAUGCUGGAGAGUCAAACGGCCGAGGAGGUGGAGCUGCUGCGCGAGUCGCAGGCCGACGGUUGGAGCAGGGACGGACGAAAGGAUCUGCACAGCUGGAAGCAGUCGUCAGGACAGAAGCAGCACAGAAACCAGGGGCACAGCAAAGACGAAUUGACGAAAAUGAGUGUGGAUGAGCUCCAUCAGCUGAACAGCCAACUGCUGAAACAGAUUGAAAAGGUCUUUGAGGAGCUGACGGCCGCCGUGCAGGAGAAGGACGCCUUGGCGUCUGAGCUGCACGUCCGCCACGUCGCCAUCGAGCAGCUUUUUAAAAACUGCACCAAACUGCCCUGGCUGCACAUCAGCAGGGCCGGCGUGAAGGCCAGCACCAGCGGAGCCGCCGUGGAAUGAAGGGCUGGGAGACGGCAGCACCCCCAAAGGUGGACUCUCUGAAGAGGAUGAUGAUGAUGACCAUGAUGAAGUGGACUGCCUCAGCAUGGAGGAAGCGUCUGGAUUCCGCUAGACUUUUACACUGUGCCGGCAUUGGGCCACCGGCUCUGCAUCCUCACAAGUUGUCAAGGGCUCGGUUGUUUUGCGGGCGCAGAAACGAUGCGAGGGUUUUCAGCGCUUGGCUUGUUGCGGCUUGAAUUGCAACCUGCUGAUUACCCAGCAUGCAUGUUGAGGACAGCGGGUUCCAGAUACGCCACAGCGUAGAACUGGAAGGGAACGUCUGCGUUUUAACGUGCCGCAGACUCUUAAAAAACGUUUUUUGUUUGAAUUGACUUUUAAUAUUUGCUGGUGGUUUUCUUUUACACCGAGUUUUAUUUCGUAUGCUGUUCGAUAAUUAAUCAGUUUCAUUGUGCUCGGCACGUCUUUACCUUCGUUCUCUUGAACAAAGUAGCUACGGACAUUCAGUUUUUUUUAGUGUUUCUUCAAUUCGUUUUCAGUUAAGAUAUGAGAAUCAGUAUUUUGAUCUUUGAAAAAUGAAAAAGUAUUCUAUUCAGUCAAGCUUCCUAGCUGCACAAUAUUUACCUAAAACAGGUAGUGAGACGAGGUGUCAGAUUGUCCUGAAAAUGCCGUUUGGACUCAAUGAUUGGUGAAAACUGAGUGUCUGAAAUCAGCAAACCACUGUUUGUCCAUUCAUAUUUCUUUAUAGUUAAGUACUAUCAUAAAUUAUAGAGGAAAAAAAUUGUCAUAAAAUAAUCUAAUAGUUAUUUUCUGAAAGCUUUUUUUUUUUUACCAUACGUCCAUUUAUCGUCAUUCUGGUCCUUGUUUGGGUCAGACGAUUAUGGUCCUAGAGCUAAGCAAAAGUAAUUUAAAAAUGACUUGUAGUCCACCUUGAGGAAAUGACUUAUUAUGAGUAAAAUAUUUUGAAAAAUAUUUUACAUUACAUUUUAAAACUGUACACCUGAAAGUACUCCAAAAAAGCUUCACAUUUCCACCGAUUCAGUGUUUGGGAACGACGUACAUACUAGAUCUCUGUCAGUUUGGUUUCUAAUUAUGUUUUUCAAUCAUGACUUUUUACACUCUGUUGCCUAAGGAGACGUGUUACGUGAGGUUCACCUUCAAGUCUGUGUCCGUUCUGUUACUUCUGGUGUAAUAAGUUUCCCCAUUUCAUACAAAGCAGUGUGACGUCUGUCGUGUAGCUAUCAAGCACAAAGCACCAUGGAUGGUUAUACACUUAUUCAAGAGAACAUGGAGAUUCUGAAAAGCAAAACCAGGUACAAUACCAAAGUCUGUUCUGCAUUUUAUUUAAAAAAAACAAAACAAAA
Poecilia latipinna (sailfin molly) is the source of this 2374-nucleotide messenger RNA. RefSeq names its product chromosome unknown C21orf91 homolog (gene cunh21orf91). The transcript has 5 exons. The coding region runs from base 150 to 1013 and encodes 287 amino acids. Lineage: Eukaryota; Metazoa; Chordata; Actinopteri; Cyprinodontiformes; Poeciliidae. The record is from RefSeq and is a predicted model, not a curated record.